AUGAAGAACAAAACCUUUCUUCUAGUUCUUCUCGCAUUGGUUGUUCUCUUUGCUUGUUGCUAUUAUGUGAACAGUCAAGCUACGACUCAACCAGCAGAUACUGACCAAGCGGAUGAUGGUGGUGCAAUGGCAUUCGAAAGUGAAUGGCAAGAUGAUCCACAAGUCAGCGAAUUUGAAAGUGACUCCAGUUAUCCUUAUGAUCAUUAUAGGUAUCGACAUGGAAGAAGAAGAAGACGACAUUGUCCUAUAGAUACAGACACUAUCGUUAUAAACCCAGAUAUGGACAUUAUUAUAAUUAAGGAACAUUGUCUCGAUUAA
Messenger RNA from Naegleria lovaniensis, 318 nucleotides. RefSeq lists its product as uncharacterized. The transcript has a single exon. NCBI's taxonomy places the organism in Eukaryota, Heterolobosea, Eutetramitea, Acrasida, Naegleriidae. The record is from RefSeq and is a predicted model, not a curated record. Bases 1 to 318 code for a protein of 105 amino acids.